UGAGGCUGCAGGCCCUUCCCAGGCUGGGAGCCUGCCUUUGGCACGGAGCGCCGGCUCCCCCUCCGCGCCCGCACACACGCUGCCUUGUAGCUGCUAACCGUUACGCCCCCACAGCUGCAUCCCGGCCCUGGGAACGCGGCGCCGUUGCACAAGAGGCGCAGGCAUGACACACAAAAACUCCCUCUUCUCCAUGCUGGCGAAAGAAUGUGCUUAACCCCUUCCCAGCGAGGCUGGGCCCAGCCGGGGUCUCUCUGGCCCGGCCGAGCCGGGGCAUGCAGCGAUGGCUGUAUUGAUGGAGGGAGAGUUUCCCCUAACGCGUCCGUUUUGCAGGGAUUUCUCUUCCUGCGCUUCCUGGAGACUGGGGAGCCGAGUCCGGCAGGGAGGGCUGGCUAGGUCAGCGGUGCUGGGAUGGGAAGGGGUGCGUGCCCCACUGUGCUGGCAGUCCCUGCUUGGGGAGCACCCUGGGACCCGAGUGUUGACGUGCUGCUGGGGAUGGCUGGAUGCUUCCAGCUUCUGUGCUUGAGGUCCGGACCUGGGAUCUGGCCCCACGCACUCCCUGAUCUUGGGUGAGUCACUUAACCCCUUUCCAUAGAGGACUGGAAGGCCUUUGGGGCAGGGACUGGCUCUGCCCCUCUCCCAAGGAGGCCCCAAUCCUGUGCAACGAUCCUGUGCAGCACGGCCUUGGCUCGCCGUGACGCUCCAGCAUCAGCCUCCCUCUGGACCGCGCUGCUCUAAGAAUAGCGCGCUUCCCGGCACCGGGGCGGGUGGCCGCGUGGGGGGACGCAGGCCGGGGCCGGGGGCCAGCAGGUCCCCAGCGCCGGCCCCUGGGAUGGAGAAAGGCAAGGCGCGCUGCUUGAAACCCGGCGCCCCCAGGAAAGCCCCGGCCAGAAGCAGCAUCUGGUUUUCAGGGAAGGCCUGGUCUUGCCCAACUGCUCCAGCUGGGCUGGCGGAGGGGCUGCCCCCGGCCACCCGAUGAGUCAGCAGCUCGGCCUGCGCAUGGAAACUGAAGCGGGAGGGCUGGUGUGCGUAGGGUGCCGGGGCGCCGGGGUGCAGCUUCUUUGGAAAGCCCAGCGCCGCCUGCAUUUCCUGCACGGGCCCUUGCAAAAGCCCCACACGGAGCAGGGGAGAGCGGCACUUCUCCGAAGGAGGAAAUUGCCUCAGAGGGGGUUGUGCAAAACCAGCCCAGCUGUGGGGAGGCUGCAAAGGGUGAGGACGUGCCCUGUGCUGACCUCCGCUGGCCCCGUGCAUCCUGCCCCCCGGCCGCCGUAGGAGCUGCAAGAGGCUUGGGGGUCAAGACAAGGAGCUGCCCACCCGGUCACCGAGGAUGGCCCGGGUGCUGGUCCUGGCCCUGCUGGGCACUUGCUCUGCAUCGCAGGGGACCUCCGCCGGCCUCACAGGAAGCCCAGGAGUACGGUCUGUAUCUCUGUGCGGUCAGCACCCCGUUCCCCACUGCCCGGGCUGGCUCCACAUCAGCAGGGCGAGCCGGGAGGGGUCCCCUUCAUCCUCAGCAGGGUGAGGAAGGAAGGGGCAAGGGUUCCUGUGCCCCCUGCCCCAGGGCAGCAGUUCGGGCUCGAGCUGCUGAAGUCAGUGCACAGAAGGAGCUGAUCCCAGACCUGAACGGCUCCUACAGCAUCCUGCUCUUUGGGACCGUGGCCUACUCCGUGUCCCGGUGGAUGAAACCGUUGCUGCUGCGUGGAGUCCCGCGGGUCCUUGGCCCUCUCCAGCCCUGGGGAAUCAAAAGGGGGCACGUCCUUGCCCCAGGGAGGCAUGGCCGAGGGCAGCCCCCUCUCUGCCCACCGGGCUGAGACUUUCCCAAACAACCAGCUGGCAUGAACCGGAGCCCAGAGCAAACAGAAGCAAGCGGCCUGUGACGCCUGAGUAGGACCGAGGGAAAAGGAUGUGCAUGCCUGAGCACACGUGUGUGCAGGCGUAGGCAUGUGUGUGUGGGCGAACUUUAAUGCCGGGGGGGUCCUGCCUCUGCCUGAGGACAUCCCUUCAGCUGCAGUCGUGAAUCCCCUCCGCCUGGGCAUGCCUGGGGGGAGCUGGCCUCGUGGCAAGUGCUCCCGGGGCAGCCGCCCCACAGCAUGCGUGACUUGGUGCCAGGGCAUUUCCUGGGACGCCCGGAUGUGUGCCCGCCGCGCCCUGUUCCAGCUUCCCGGGACUCUGGGACACAUGCUCAGCCUGUCCCUUGCGUGCAGGCGGGGGUGACUCAGCCGGUGACAGGCUGUCAAACCCAGGGAAUAUCUGGUCUGACCAGAUUUGUCGGGAGCUGAGAAGCCGGGCAGCCAGUGCCAGCUGCCGGAGACAGGACAGGGGCUCUCCUGCUGGGACGCAGCCGGCAGAGCGGACCCCGUGAGGAGCCUGAGCCAGGAGGCCAGCAGGUAUGGGCAUCCUCUCUCCCAUGGCCAGGUUGCAGGUCAUGGCCACGCCACCGCCUUGCUGCACGGUCCAGAGGGGCACUGCUGGGCAGAGCAUCGGGGCGAGUGUGGACCAGGCACAGGGCCCGCCGGUAUCGGCGACCACAGCUGUCACGGAGGCUUGCUCUUUGCUCUGAGGACGUAUCACCUGGGGCUCAUUAGCCAGGGCUCAUCAAGGCUGGAGAGGUGGAUACCUGCUCCCGGGAAGGCGGAGAAGGUCUCCCAGACAUCCAGAGGAUGGCAGGCAGCAUUACCAGCUGCCUCGGGCCUGGGCACCUUGCAGCAGCCUGGGCGGGGGGCAAUGCUGGAUGCAGGGGGAUGCCGGCGUGGGGGCGAGCACUGCGCCAGCUAGUCCUAUAUGUUGCAGAGACCCAGCGGGCAUGUGGACUUCCUGGCUCAGGCGUGUUUUUUCCCCCCCCAUGAGAGGGAGACCAGCCUUCAGCCCCCACUUUACCUGUGCUCUCAUUUCCGAGAGCAGGGCUGGGCUCGUGGCGCAGGUCGAAUGACCCUGAACUGGGACGGGGCCAAGCCACGUGCAGCUCCGGGGCAGGUAGGGGAGCUGUGGUGGCCAGUCCCGGAUGUUGGGCAUGUGCUGCUGCAGCGGAGCCUCACGGGCUGGGGUUGCAGCGAGCAGAGCAGGUCUCAGGCCCGGAGAAAACCCUGCGGAGGAGCCCGUGGGGAAGCCAGGGACUCCGGCGGGCAGCCGCCUGGGCGCAGGGCUUCCCUGCUGAGUCACCGCAUUGGGCAAGGGCGGGUUUCCAGCGCCACGCAUCCAACACUGGGGUCUCACGGGACAAACCCUCCACCGUCACCAGUGCUUCCUGGCCGGCAUCUCCCAUGAGACAUCCCUGCUGCCCCAGGGACACCGGGGAGUGCGAGGUGCCUGCGGCAGACAAGGUCCCGUGAGUCCCAUCCUGGCUCCAGGCUGUUGCACAGCUCUGUGGAGCGGGACCCCCGGACCCUGUCCUGCCGUGGGGCGCUCACUGCCUGCUCUGUCUCCCCGCGCCAGGUCAGGGCGAGGAGCUGCCCGGUCACCGAGGAUGGCCUGGGUGCUGGUCGUGGCCCUGCUGGGCACUUGCUCUGCAUCGCAGGGGACCCCCGCCGGCCUCAAGGUGCGCGUGACGCAGGAAGCCCUGGAGUACGGGCAGCAGUUUGGGCUCGAGCUGCUGAAGUCGGUGCUGCAGAAGGAGCCGAUCCCAGACCUGAAUGGCUCCUACAGCAUCCCGCUCUUCGGGACCGUGGCCUACUCCGUGUCCCGGGUCCGGAUCCAGGAGCUCCAGCUGAACGAGUCGACCGUGGGCUUCUCGGAGGGGACGGGCGUGCGGCUCGUGGUCCAGCACGCCCACGUCCGGCUCGGCGGCGAUUGGGCGGUGCAGACUUGGGCUGUACACGACAGCGGCUCCUUCGACAUCUCCGUACACGACCUCUCGCUCUCCACCGUGCUGGGCGUGAGCCGGGGGCCCGGCGGGCACUUCUCCGUGUGGAGCGACAGCUGUGAGUCCAGCGUCCACAGCUUGGAUGUGACCUUCCGGACGGGCGCCAGCUGGCUCUACAACCUGUUCACAGGUGCUCUCCGGGGACCGCUGCAGACGGAGCUGAACAAGCACCUCUGCCCAGAGCUCAGGAAAGGGGUGGAAAGGCUGGAGCGCGUCCUGGAGACCAUGCGAGUCUCGGCUCAGAUCGACCCCGUUGCUGAGCUUGACUACUCCCUGGUGCAGCGGCCCACCAUCACCGCGCAGCACGGGGACGUGGAUCUCAAGGGCGAGGUCUACCGGGUGGGGGCCCCGCAGGAGAGCCCCUUCUCGCCCGGGCCUGUUCUGCUGCCCGGCUCGGAUGGCCGCAUGCUGCUCCUCGCUGCCAGCCAGGCCCUGGCCAACUCGGCAGCAUUCGUGUACUUCACCGCCGGGACCCUGCAGCGACGCAUCACUGACAGCAUGAUCCAUAAGCGGUCCCCAUUGCGGCUGAACACCAUGAGCAUGGGGGUGUUUGCCCCAAAGCUGCUGGCCUACGUCCCUGCCCAGCCCAUGGAGCUGCACCUCGCUGCCCGCAAGCAGCCGCUGCUGAGCUGCCGGCCCGGCGCCCUGGACCUGGCGCUGUUUGGCACUGCCAAAGCCUUUGUCGUCCUGCCAAAUGCCACCCUGGCACCCGCUUUCCUGCUGGAUGUCGAUGCCAACCUGACAGGGAAGCUGCUCGUGGACUCGGCCAGGGUCGGGGGCUCUGUGGCGCUGAAGAACUUCAGGAUGUCCCAGGUGGAGUCGCACGUGGGCCCAGUCAAGGUGAAGGACCUGGAGGCUGUGAUGAACCUGGCGCUGCGGGCGGUCGGGAUGUCGCUGGUCAACAAGAGACUGAAGAAAGGCUUCCCGGUGCCCAGCUUCCACAACAUCAGCCUGGUGGAGCCCCACGUCAGCAUUCACGAGGGGUUCGUGCUGGUCGCCACGGACAUGCGGUAUGAAUCUGAGCGCCCGAAAGCAGCCGCCCAGUGCUUGCCUUGACUCCGUCUGGCCUCCCUGUACCACCACCGUGCCAGGACCCUGCCCUCGCCCGAGCAUCCCCGCACAGACCGCUGGCUCACAGCCCCUCUGCCCACGCUGGGGGAGGUGGCAGAAGGAUUUUGUAGCCAUGCAACUAAACGGGGGUCCUCAGCUGUC
Molecule: messenger RNA, 5065 nt
Organism: Alligator mississippiensis (American alligator)
Lineage: Eukaryota; Metazoa; Chordata; Crocodylia; Alligatoridae
Product: bactericidal permeability-increasing protein
Exons: 17
Coding region: 3458-4909 (483 amino acids)
Biological process (GO): innate immune response; defense response to Gram-negative bacterium; lipopolysaccharide-mediated signaling pathway
Molecular function (GO): lipopolysaccharide binding
Source: RefSeq, a predicted model, not a curated record